Messenger RNA from Meleagris gallopavo (turkey), 2368 nucleotides. NCBI's taxonomy places the organism in Eukaryota, Metazoa, Chordata, Aves, Galliformes, Phasianidae. The record is from RefSeq and is a predicted model, not a curated record.
AUCUUCUGCAUCCACUGUUGUCACAGAGGGAAGUGCCACAUCAGCUACUGAAAUCCCAGGCACAACUUAUGAAGGUUCCACCUCCACUACAGAGGAAGAUGGGACACCAGAAAUUCCCACCUUGCCACAGAAAGACUCUGAAAACACAACAGAACCAACAUCACCCAUCUCACUUGUAGAAGAGAGUGUGACUGUGACCUCAACUUCAGAAAUCUCUUCCACAGCUCCUGAAGCUUUCUCCUCUGACCCCAGCACUGCAGCCACACAGCCAACAGCUGUUCCAGGGACCCUGACCACCCCUGUGGCAGAGCCAUCUUCUGCAUCCACUGUUGUCACAGAGGGAAGUGCCACAUCAGCUACUGAAAUCCCAGGCACAACUUAUGAAGCAGCUGUUCCAGCCCUGUCCCUGCGGCUCGCAGACGGUGACAGCAGGUGCUCGGGCCGCGUGGAGCUCUAUUACAACAGCAGCUGGGGAACAGUCUGUGAUGAUGCUUGGGAUCUGGGGGCUGCCGAGGUGGUGUGCCGGCAGCUGGGCUGUGGGGAGCCUAUGCUGGCAUUGCCUGAAGCACAAUUCGGCCGGGGCUCUGGGAACAUCCUCCUGGAUGAGGUGCAGUGCAGAGGGGAUGAGGACAGCCUGUGGGAGUGCUCUCACAGAGGGAUAGGUGUGCAUAACUGUCAGCCAAAGGAAGACGCCGGCGUCAUUUGCGCAGAGCCUGUUACUCCCCCAGUUCCAACUGAGCCUGUCCCAGCUGAGUUGUCUCUGAGGCUGGUGAAUGGAGAAAACAAGUGCUCAGGGCGCCUUGAAGUCUUCCACAACGGCAGCUGGGGAACCAUCUGCGACGAUGACUGGGACAUAAACAGUGCCAGGGUUGUGUGCAGGGAGCUGAGCUGCGGAGAUGCCAUCUCAGCCAAAAAAAGUGCCUUUUUUGGGGAAGGCACGGGAGAUAUCCUCAUGGAUGAUGUGAAAUGCACAGGGGAUGAGUCCUUCCUGGUGCAGUGCUCUCACAGGGAGUUGGGAACGCAUGACUGUUUGCACAAGGAAGAUGCUGGUGUUAUCUGCACAGGGCCCGUGGAUCUUACCACUCCUGGAACAACAGCCCCAACCGAAUCCACCACAGCUGAAACUUCAGCAACCCCUGCAAGCAGCACGUCUGAAGCACCAGUAACCACCUCUCCCACUCCUGGACCAGCAGCCACUACCAGCUCCCCUGCAGGCAGCACCACGUCUGAAGCACCAGGAGCCUCAACAACUCCAUCGGUCUCCUCGACUCUACCAGUCUCUUCAACUCCUGAAGGCACAGAAAUCAGCACUUCUUCUCCAAAGCCAGUACCUAUAAGCCAAGCAACCCUUGCUUGUCUGCCUACUUACAUGCGGGCAAUCAUCAGGAGAUCCUACAUCAACUCCCGAGGGUACCUUGCAAGUGACAUCCACCUGAGGGACCCCAGGUGCAAGCCUGUGAUUAGCAGCUACCAUGUCAUGUUCCGCAUACCAUACGAUGGCUGUGGCACUCAGAGGCUGAUAUCACGUGGAGCCAUCACUUACUCCAACACAGUGGAAGGAUCCAUUUCUGGCAACUUCUACAGCAGAAACAGAAAUUCACUGUUAAACUUUGCCUGCAAAAUAUACGACGACGCUGGUGCCCAAACAAUACCCAGCGUCAUACGGCCUCCGUACCAGGAAACUCCAUCUAGACAAUUUGUCGUCAAGUUUGCCUUUUAUGAUUCGCCAUCUUUCUCCAAUGUAGUGAGGGCAGCACCAUACUACGUAAUGCCGAGCCGGGAUUUGUUUGUUCGUGCUACUCUGUACAGCACACAGCCAAACCUGAUGCUGUUUGCAGACACCUGCGUGGUCUCUCCAAAUCCCCAUGACUUUGUGACUGUGGCAUCGGAUAUCAUACGAAACGGGUGUGUCAGAGACCCAACCUAUAGGAGCUACUUGUCACCAGACAGGAGGAUUGUCCAGUUCCGAUUCAGAGCCCCCAGUUUUAUCACCAGAUACUCAUCAGUUUACCUUCAGUGCAAGAUGGCAGUAUGCAACAGAUACGAUUAUUCCUCCCGCUGCUACCAGGGCUGCAUAGCCAGAGGCAAAAGAAGCACGAGAGAUGGCGAUGGAAAUGUCAUUAUCAUUGUCUCCAGACUACAGUAGCCCCAGUAACUCUUCUAAUUCUAAUAUCACAUUGAUCACUUAGAUAUGUGAUCAGUAGGUUGCACACCUGCUAAUACAUCCUAAAAAUACAUCCUACGGGAUGUAAAUCUGAAGGUAUUUUAAUCUUAACUGUACUUGUGUUCCUUAAUUUCAGACUUGUGGAUCUAUAUUCCAGAUUUGUAAAAGCCUAAACUUCAGUAAAAACUCAGUGAUAAACUGUAA